AUGUCCGAUGAGGUCGAGGGAAUUGUUUUAUAUGAGGAUUUCAUUGAAGGCCGGCCGUAUCUUGGAAUAUUCUGCAAAAAAUAUCCAACCCGGGAAAUAAAUGUUUUUGUCGACGACGAAACGAGGGAGUUUGCCAAGGUAUGCCGACGCUAUUACAUUUUUUUUUAACACGGGAAUUUCGUUUAGCCCGGCCGAUAUGUAUUUUUAUCGUUCUCAAGAAGUUUCCACAGACAAAAACCGAAUUUGGUGAUGGACAUGGAUAUGGUAGGAAUUCGACAGUGUGGGCAAACGAUCGAUCAUACUCCGGUGGACAAGAAAUUCCGACAAGUUCUGUUUCGGGAACAAGUUUUCUUUGCAAAAGAUAACUUGGAGCACAAAUUAGUCGGGGACCCCAGAGUAGGAUUGUCUCUACAUUUUCUAUUAAUUUUAGGUAUUUGGAGCUGCCUAUUCCCCCGAGUUUGGAUGGGUACUGAUGUUGCAAAAACAUCUGAAAGAAGCUCGUUGUAUCAAUCCGGACAAGGCGUAUAACGUGGUGAUCGCAAAUCCUCCAAAAAGGUUGAGCCAAUCUUUGAUUGAAGAACUGGGCAGCUUUAUGUUCUGCGUUGAUAUUGGCGACGAAAUCGCAGACCCAAAGGUCUACAAGUUCCUGAAUGAAGUGGCUGUAAGAUCAGGUUUUGCAAGCCGUAUUGGAAAAGGUGAUUUUUUAAUCUUGGUUUUUAGCCGAUUAAACGUAACUUCGGGGAUGUGGCAGCGCCAGAAUGUUUCACUGAAGCUUUGCCAUUAACGGUCCUCUCUAUGGAAGGUGAUGCUAUUCAACUCGUUUUUGUUUAUCAAAAGGUGUCCGAAGGUUUAUAUAAGGCAUUUGAUGUUCAUCAAAACCAACUUGUCGAAUUGAAAUCCGAAGUAAGUUGACAAUUAUUGUGACGCAUCUUUUAGAGAAGACUUGAAAUCGGAAACCUUUAUCUUGUCGAGGUGGACGAUACGACCGGGGAAAUAAGCUAUUACAACGUGGAUCAUGCCAAUUCAAUGUUGUCCCCAUUAAAGGAUUCCUUUGAAGUAGGUAUCAGUUUUUUGCGUUAACAUUUUAGUUCGAAGCUGAAGCUAAUAUUAGUAAAUUUGAUUGUGAUGAUCUUGACGCCUUUAUUUGGAAAGCAUAUGCCGAUACCAUAUUUGGAACUGUUUUGCUUGUGGAUGUUCCUGAAGAACAUCAACCCGAUGAUUUGUAUACAAUAAGAGCUGUCUUCUCGCCCGAUGAUGUGGAGGGAUAUGUUUGGUAUGCUCAUAGAUACAGCCAUCCCUCAGAGGAUGAGUUUCGAAUGGCAAGUUUCCGUCGUAUAAUUUGUGAAUGAUUAGUUUAGGUAUCUAAAUUCACUGCGCGGGUUGCGGAAAUACUUAAAGAUUAUGAGAAACAUAGUCUGCUUCCUUCCACUCCAGAUAGAGAGUUUGACGAGACGUUAAAGAAUGAAGAAGUUGAUGAAUCGGCUCAAGUGAGCGAUGCGGGUAAUCGCUCAGAUUCAGCUAAAUUGGAUAUACCUGACAGUGCUAUUAGUGAAAAAAAAGAUAAAAUGACAACGGAAAUUAAAGACGAAGUGUUUUCUGAGCCUGCUGAAGAAAAUAGUAAUAACGAAAAGGAAGAGAUAUUUGCGGAAGAGGAUCAUGUUUUUGAGGUUGCCCCAAGAGAUGACGCCGAUGAAACUGCUUUGGAAACUACUGAAUACAAAAGCUCCCCUGAAGACGUUGACCGUGAUCACACUGACAAUUUUUGUGCUAAUAAUGGAAGCUCAAAGCGAACAGAAAGUCAAGAAGCGGUUAGGGUAAGUUGCUUAUGAUUAUGUCAAUUACGGUGUUUCAAGAAAUUGCGAAUAUCUUUGUGCUCUUUGCAGUUAUCCAGGAAAUUUAAGUUGUGUUUAAAAUUGGAAUUUGUGCGUUUUUAGAACAUGCAAAGUAUUUUUCGUUUUUGAAAAUUAGAUCUUGUUACGAAGUACGGACUUCUUUAUUACGAAUAUGGUUGUCACAUGUGGUAAGAUGUAAUCUGUCAGUCUCUGUAGCUUGGCAGAUUUUUUCACGUUGGCGAAGGCCUUUGAGACUGUUUUACCGGCGAAUAUCGUUUUAGGGGCUUGGAUUUUUCUAAUCGGAUUGAGACAUUAAAAAAAAUCUGUCAUCUUUGGGGACAGAUUGGGGUUUGUUAAUAGCUGCAAGAGCACACAGAUAUUCGCAAAACUUUUUUGUAAUAUUUAUUGAAACACCCUGUAGUUUGAUGUGAAGAGCGUUUCUUAUGUAUAUUUUUAGUUAUGUUUCCUGGUCCUGGAGGCACAUGACGGCUAUCUUUUGACCUUUUCCCCGGAACAUAAAUAUGGAUUGGUGACUGGAAGGUAAGAAAGUUGCUCUUCUAUCUUCGUAUUUUAUUUUUAUUUUAGGUUAGCAAGCCCCGAGUUGUUUAUUGGAAAGUGGAUUGAGGCCGAUUGUUUUUUGAUUCCUGAUCAUGCGAAGUAUUCUUUUCUCGGCAAUAAUUUCUGUGGAUUUGGCAUUCCCAAAUAUGAGACGCUUGUUGUAAAUCGACCCAAUGAUUUGUUUGUCAUAAUUAGAACAAGGGUGUCUUCUGGAUUGCGAGGAAUUGUGGAUCUUAGUGACACAAGUAUUUUUAGUCAGGAUGGACGUACGUUUUUUGCAAUAGUUCUGAUAAAUUUUUGUAUAGAUCUUGCCUAUCUACGUUACAUUGGAGGACAAGAAUGGGGAAUUUUUGACGAUUUUGAAGCGGCAUGUGAUUAUGUCAGUUUUGUUUCCUAUGUGUCAUUUCCAAAUGUGUGGUUCUCUGUGGUAUCUUUAAAAACCAUUGCAGAUACCAGAUUGUCAGCCCUUUGUAUCUCCUGACUUCAAAACCUCAAAUUCUUCAUUUUGUGUUGAUAGUCUGACUGGAAAAAAUGCCCCAGAAAUAGAAACCAUGGGUGAUGGCGGUGAUUUGACUAAGAAAACGAUUACGGAUAUAGACGAGGUCAAUAAGGAUGAUCUAUCCUCAGAAGAAGAAUCUCUUGCUGAUAGUAUUCAUUCUGAUGACAUAUGUGAGAGUAAUGGAAUAUUGCUUCAACAAGAUUUGGAUAAUAAAUUGGAGUCACGGACCCAAGUGUUGCAUAAAGCAGAAGAUAAAGUUAUCGUUAUGAAAAGCAACGAUAAACCGGAUAUUAUUCCAAUUAAUGACAAUGCUAAAAAUCAAGGAAGCCAGGAAAAACCAACUGAAGAUUUCCGGGAUAACCUGCAGAAAAGUCCAAUCCAGGGCACGAUGGAUGUUCUGACGAGAGGAAGAGCCCGAAUUUGUGAAAUUGAUACGGACACUGAAGACGAUGAUGCAGAACUGGACGACGAAAUUGAGGGUGAGGAUAGCGACAAUGGCCAGGGCAACAAGGAGAACGACUUUUUUGUUCCGCCUGAACCAAUUAACCCUGCUGUUGAACACAAAUUCAACAACUUUGUUCGAGAGAAGGACGACGAAAAUGAAGAAGAAGCUCCGAUAACCCCAAAGAUCAGUCAACCAUCAAGUUCGAGCAAUGGAUGUGAUAUUUCAGACCGUAAAGAAGAGGAACGCCUAGAAAAAGAAAGGGAAAGUCCAGAGGAAAAACCUCGAACUCCUUGGGAUGAGGCUGAGAACAUGAAUUUUGAUUUCGGGUUGAUGUCACCUCCAGAAGAUGUUGAAGAUGAAGAAGUUGUGCCCUGGGGUGAUAUUGGAUGUAAUUUUGUGGCUCCGGUGGGUUUAUUUUGCCAUGUCUAAUGUUUUAAUACAGGGUGGGGCAUCUUUGUGGCCCCAUUUAAAUUGGCUAUAGUUUUUUCAGGUUUUGGCCAAAUCUUGAAAUUCUUUUUUUCCUUUUUUCUCCUCAUAUGUCCCCAUUUUGUUUAAUACGAAACAAUUUAUACCCAUUUAUUAGCUUACAUCAAAAAUUAACUACAAAUAAAAAAGUCUGAUUUUUGUAAUUGACAAGGGAAGUACCGCAAGUGCAACGCUCAGAUUUUCUUUAAAUUUUGCACACGGGCCGGACAUAGGCCGCAUAUCAAUUCCUGAAAGUUUUAGGUCGCGCCUUUUUGGGGCGGCCAAGAUACUCAACGAUCUUUUGCAUCAAAGAGGGUACGAGAGUAGUCACACAGAAAAACUUUUUGGCUAUAUCCUCGCCAGUUUUAUGCGGAAAGAGUUGAUUUUUUGUGGAAACGGUAUUCUCUACAGGGUGUCCCAAAAAAAUUCAUGUUUUUUUAUGGCUACAUUUUACAUACCAAACAAAAUUUAACAAAGCUAACGACGGAUAUCAGUAACAUAGAGGAUUAUUGAUAACAUGUCAAGCCAGUUUCACAGUGGCUGCCUUUGGUGGCGAUAUAGAGCUCCAAACGUAACUUAAAAUUUUGGGCUCGGGGCCGCAGCUCUUUUCGGGGAAAUCGGUCCCGUUCUUGGCGCAACGACUACCCUGCGACUCCAAACUUUUGUGACGUGUAGUACAGGCGUUGGCAUCUAAUUUAAAAAAAUUUUUGGUCCAUCGGAUUCAGAUCCGGCGUGCAGACGGCCAUUUUGCAGAAGGGAUAAAAUCGGGAAAAUCGGUCCCAUUCCGGGUACUGAGUUGAUUUUGCCUUGUGAACCGGGGCUGAGUCUAGUUGGAACGCCAAAUUUGCAUUGCCAAGGUUCUGCUGAGUCAACAGAAGUAUCAGAAAAUCGAGAUUGACGCGGCGCUAGAAUUUUGACCCCUUGAUACGCAAAAACCAUAGAAUUCUUGCCGUUGGCACAAAUUCCGCCUUAGGCAAUGACGGCCUGGACUUUAACGGUUUUCGACGUUAGCCGACAUGCCGAGGGCCUCAUCUAAGAAGAUCCUAUUGUUCUGGUGGUUGUGCAUCCACCAAAUAUUGAACCACGAACGAAUGCGCUCACGUCUCUGAGCUGCGGCCCAGCCCUUGACUUUCCGACAUUUCUGGCGCCGUACGAACUUGCUGACUUCAAAGAUAUGAACUUUUUACAGCUUAUACAGCGUGAGGUACAGCUCAUCAUCGGCUAUUCGGGUGACCGAUCGGUCGCUGAUGGCUACCUCACGGGCAAGUUUUUCUUGAAAAUCGCGGAUUUGGCUGUUGGGGGUCUCUCGGUUGACAGAACUGCUGGCGGUGCGUUUUCUUUUACGUCGUGGACGCUUACUAUCGUCAUCAAGCUCCUUACAUCGCGUGAUUACUGUUGACACAACGUCCUUUCUCUAGCGACCAAAUUAACAACUUGAACGGCUCAAAAACAGUGACAAAAUCGCAGUUCCUUUGUUUGACCUUUAAAAAAACCAUGUUCGUUAAUCGAUAUGAACACGAAGCUGAAAUGUCUAGGACAGAAAAUCACGGAGAUUUUAGUAGUACAAAAAUUUUUCGCCCUGACCUAAACAUUUUCGCGUCAGGACCCAUGGAAAAAACAUGCAUUUUUUUUUGGGACACCCUGUACAACAGUCUGUCGAUUUGACCAAUAACUAUGAACUAAGCCCACGUAUAUAUAACAAAUUUGGUAUUAAACAAAAUUGGGACUGGAGAAUAAACUCAGUAUUCCUUGGGGUACAUCUCAUAUGGUUGGGAAACAAUAAAAAGUGUCCGAAAUUAAUCGCUAUUUUAUCUGUAGACUACAAGUGGACAUGAUUUACUCCCGUUGCGCUUUCAUUCACGGGCCGAGAAGACCAUAUACGACACAACUCAAAUAAAUCAGGUAGAUAGCGACAAUGAAGAGGUGUAUGGAGAAGAUGAAGACGACAAUGAAGAUUACAGUAGUGGUUGUGAAGACUUUUCUUUUAAUGUGGGCGAGCCGAAAGAUGAGGAAGACAUUGAGAAUGAAAAGGCUGAAGGUAUGCUUUGAUGCACGUGACAUUGUGUCUGAUAAGUGGCAUGCUUGUAACAGUGGUUUUAGAUUCAGCUGAAGGUGGUCAAACGAACCCGUGUCUAUACAGUAUGCCCCCAGAUGGCGGAGAAUGCUUCGAGAACAGUAGUCAGGAUCUCUCGGAGGAUGAUUCCGACUAA
This is a messenger RNA of Bursaphelenchus xylophilus (pine wood nematode), 6009 nucleotides long. Lineage: Eukaryota; Metazoa; Nematoda; Chromadorea; Rhabditida; Aphelenchoididae. The record is from the annotation of a GenBank genome assembly.